AGUUGGGAAGCGUCGAUAGGCGGGGACAAUAGUGGGCCUGGCUCGUGCGUUUGGUUGUGUAGACUCUGAGGAGCUGAUUUGGACUGGAUAUCAUCUCACCUUCUUUUUGGGACAACUUCAUACACAGAUGUUAUCAUAAUCCAGUGGAUAGGUGCUUGGAAUAGUUCUGGAUCCAACUCAUAUUUUUGUGUUUUUCCUCAUGGAUGGCAUGGCUUUUGAAGAAACGUGAUUUUUCAUAAGUGUUUGCAAACUUGUGGGACAAACUAAGCUAAGUUACUGUUCAAGUGAAGUUUCAUUCCAAAGAUGGAUCAGCAGGCAGCUGGAGGGGAAGACCCCAAUAAACCCUCCAAAAAGAAAUCCAGUGAGGAUGAGAGCAAAAACAAAAAACUGAACAUACACAUAAAAACAUUGGCUGAUGACAUGCGUGACAGAAUCACCAGUUUUCGAAAGCAAGGCACGAAGAAGGAGAAGCCUCUUAUCCAGCACCCCACAGACCCCAUCUCCAACCAGACCGAGCUGCCUGUGCCCCAGCCUUUUUUCGACGAGCGCUCAAUGAACCUGUCAGAGAAAGAGAUCAUCGACUUGUUUGAGAAAAUGAUGGAGGACAUGAACCUGAAUGAAGAGCGUAAAGCCCCUCUGCGAGGAAAGGACCUGAGCACCAAACGGGAGAUGGUGGUCCAGUACAUUUCUGCCACGGCCAAAUCUAUAACUGGGAGCAAAGUUGCGGGUGGACUGAGGAACAGCAAGCACGAGUCUACGCUAUCGUCACAAGAGUACGUGCAUGAGCUGCGCUCGGGCAUCUCCGAAGACAAACUGCUCAUCUGCCUGGAGUCCCUGCGUGUGUCCUUGACCAGCAACCCAGUCAGCUGGGUGAAUAACUUUGGCCAUGAGGGUCUCGGACUGCUUUUGGAUGUGCUGGAGAGGCUUCUUGACAAGAAACUGCAAGAGAACAUUGACAAGAAGAACCAGCACAAACUCAUUCAGUGCCUCAAGGCCUUCAUGAACAAUAAGUAUGGCCUCCAAAGGAUUUUGGGGGACGAGCGAAGCCUCCUCCUCCUCGCAAGGGCGAUUGAUCCCAAACAGACUAAUAUGAUGACCGAAAUUGUCAAGAUUCUGUCAGCUGUUUGUAUCAUCGGAGAGGAGAACAUUCUGGAUAAGAUCCUGGCAGCCAUGACCAUUGCAGCAGAGAGGAAUAAUAAGGAGAGGUUUGCUCCGAUAGUGGAAGGGCUGGAGAACCACGAAGCCCAGCAGCUACAGGUGGCUUGCAUGCAGCUGAUCAAUGCCCUUGUUACCUCCCCGGAUGAUUUAGACUUCAGGAUACACUUACGAAAUGAGUUUCUGCGUUGUGGCCUCAAGAAGAUACUACCAGAGCUGAAGGAGACGGAAGAGCUGGACAUUCAGCUGAAGGUGUUUAAUGAAAAUAAGGAGGAGGAUUCCAUCGAACUGUCUCACCGACUAGAUGACAUCCGUGCAGAGAUGGAUGAUAUGGGUGAGGUGUACCAUCUCCUGUCCAACAUGGUGAAAGACACAGGCUCAGAAUCUUACUUCCUAUCCAUUCUCCAGCACCUGCUGCUCAUCAGGAAUGAUUAUUAUAUCAGGCCUCAGUAUUACAAGGUGAUCGAGGAGUGUGUGUCCCAGAUUGUCCUCCACCGCAGUGGGAUGGACCCUGAUUUUGCCUACAGGGAGAGACUGGAUGUGGACUUCAGUCACCUCAUCGAUCAGUGCGUGGAUAAAGCCAAGGUAGAAGAGAGUGAGCAGAGAGCAGCAGAAUUCUCCAAAAAGUUCGACGAGGAGUUUAGUGCACGGCAGGAGGCACAGGCCGAGCUGCAGAAGCAGGAGGAGAAAAUCAAAGUGCUAGAGACGCAGAUCAACACCCUGCAGGCCCAGUUGACUAGUGAGAGAGACAAGCUAAGAGAGGCAGAGAAAAGCAUCAGCGAAAGAAACAGCAAGGUUGCAGCAGGACCUGGAGCAGCCAGUGCCAUUCCUCCACCACCUGCAGCAGGGGGCAUUGCACCACCUCCUCCUCCGCCCCCUCCACCGCCCCCAUGUGGUGGUAUACCUCCUCCUCCACCUCCUCCUCUACCUGCAUCUCUGGGACCUCCUCCUCCUCCACCUCCACCCGGCUUCGGACCUCCGCCUCCACCUCCUGGAGGAGGCCCGCCCCCACCUCCGGGUAUGCCUUUGGCUCCUCCUCCGCUCGUUGUCCAACUUCCUUAUGGGCUGGUGCCCAAGAAGAUCUACAAACCUGAGAGCGUGAUGAAGAGGGUUAACUGGUCCAAGGUAGUGCCUCAGGAGAUGGCGGAAAAUUGCUUUUGGCUCAAAGUCAAAGAGGAGCGGUUUGAGAGUGCGGACAUGUUGGGCCAGCUUUCACUGUCCUUCUCUUCUAAAUCUAGAGUGAAAAAGGACGUGGAAGAAACAGAUGACAGGAUGACACAAUUCAAGAAAAAAGCAAAAGAGCUGCGAAUUCUGGAUGCCAAGACAGCUCAGAAUCUGUCAAUUUUCCUGGGAUCAUUCCGGCUGCCUUAUGAAGAGAUCCGUGAUAUCGUGGUGCAGGUGGAUGAGGAGAGGCUAAGUGAAGCAUUAAUCCAGAACUUGAUCAAAAACCUGCCUGAGCAGAAGGAGCUGAGCAAUCUGGCAGAGCUGAAAAACGAAUAUGAGGAGCUUUGUGAAUCAGAACAGUUUGGAAUUGUGAUGAGCUCAGUCAAGAUGCUGCGUCCGCGACUAAACGGGAUCCUGUUCAAGCUGACGUUCGAGGAGCAGGUGAACAAUAUCCGGCCGGAUAUCAUGAACGUGACAUUCGCCUGUGAGGAGGUAAAGAAGAGCGAAGGUUUCAGCAUGCUCUUGGAGAUGGUGCUGCUGGUCGGGAAUUACAUGAACGCUGGCUCCAGAAAUGCUCAAACAUUCGGCUUCAACAUCAGCUUCCUCUGCAAGCUUCGUGACACAAAGUCAACAGAGCAAAAUACAACUCUUCUGCAUUUCCUGGCUGAGAAAUGUGAAGAAAAGUAUGCAGAGAUCCUGAAGUUCCCUGAUGAGCUUGAGCAUGUUGAAAGUGCUAGCAAGGUAUCUGCCCAGAUCCUGAAAGCCAGCCUGGACACAAUGGAGCGGCAUAUUCAGAGGCUGGAGAACGACAUCCAGAACUUCCCCAAGACUGAUGACAAGCAGGAUAAGUUUGUUGAAAAAAUGUCGGGCUUCUCCAAGCAUUCGCGAGAGCAGUACGAGAAGCUCUCCACCAUGCACAAGAAUAUGCAGAAGCUCUACGAGAGCCUGGGGAGCUACUUCGCCUUCGACCCCCACACAGUCAGUGUCGAGGACUUCUUUGGAGACCUGGCUAACUUCCGCAACCUCUUCAUGGAUGCUGUGCGGGAGAACCACAAGAAGAGGGAGAUGGAGGAGAAGAUCAAGAGAGCCAAGCUAGCAAAGGAAAAGGCUGAGCGAGAGAAACUCGAAAGACAGCAGAAGAAGAAGCAGUUGAUUGACAUGAACAAAGAAGGUGACGAGACGGGUGUGAUGGACAGCCUGAUGGAGGCCUUGCAGUCUGGAGCAGCCUUCCGUGACCGCAGGAAACGAACCCCACGCAAUGGUGAUCAAAGCCCUUCCUGUUCUGCACCUCGGUGGCCGGGUGCUAACCAUGACGCUGCCUCCGGGAAAAGCAGACAACCGUCGCACUGGUUUGGAAAGAUCUCGUUCACGCCACAAUGCAAACCCUAUGGUCCGAUGAUUGCUUGCCGGCUAAGGACGUUUGCCAAGUGCCAAAGACCCAAGAGUGGGGACAAUGCUGAGGAGGGCUGAACAGGGAUGGAGAGAGAGCCCCUCGGCAUUCACAUACAUACACACGCACUUGCAUACAGAACACAGAACAAACUUCAAGAUGUGCUUCACAGCUCCAGACACGGCAUCGCAGGAUCACACGACACUCAUUUCUCUCUGAAGCCUUAUUCUUGGUGUAUUGGUCUGUUCAAUUUGGCUGUGUUUGUUUGUUAUUUUCACGAUUACGCCUGCUCUGUUUAUAUCUCUCGAUGCUAACUCCCCUGAUCUAUCUCAUGUCCACCUCGCUAUCUGCAAACAAUCAAUGAUUGGCUACGGUUUGAUCUCUCGCUAUUGGAUUUUUCGACACACAAACACGCUCUUGUUGACAAAAGGCCAAAAGCACCGGAAAGGACUGCGUGAUUCUGUAUGUAUAUCAGCAAAGGGACUUUAUUUGCUGUGUAGAUUGAACAAAACCUUGACUUGACUGAAUCUGCCUGCCCCUUUUGUUUUUCUUGACAGAUAAAUUUAGAUUUCCAGUCUGUAAUACCCACCAUCAGUCGUAUAAUCUCUGAUCACCUCCUAGUUUCAUAUAUUACAAAUCCUAUGUAUGUAGAGACAUGAAAAAGCUGCUGAAAUUGGCUUCAGUGCUACCGUCUGUACAUAUUUGUGCUGUUUAAGAGCUGCCAGUGCCACAAGGUACCUGAGGUGGUUGAAAGAUAUUGCUCUUUAUCUACGGUAAACACUUCAAACAUUCAUAGAUGUUUCUCUUGCAGAGUCAAAGGUUUUAUUAAGUGAAUCUGCAGGUAUGUGAAGCAAAUACAAAUCAAAGAGAUGCCAUUCAUUUCAGUCUUCAAACAUGUCACAGGUUUUCUUCGUGAUUUAUUUCUAAGUCACUGUGCUUUUAGCUUUUAGCCCUCUUGUAGAAGAGUAUUUUAGUGAACUGUAGCUUAGGUUUUUUAAGAUCCAGUGGUCAUCUUUAAGAGCUCUUCCUUACUGACCUACCACAUUUACCUCGCCAACUAAGCUCUAUCUGAUGUUUGAAAACUGUCCAAAACAGAAGGAGUGUUUAUCAGAUUUAGUACUCAAAGUUCGUCUUUUACAAUUUGUAAAAUAUGUAUUUAUUCACAGUUUGCCAGAUUUUGCCCGAAGCCUUUGAUAUGUGAACAUUAACCCGAUUCCAGUGAGGAGUUCUCUUGGAUAUGAGGAUGUACAGCUGUACACAGUGACAGUGAGGUGAUGUUCACAACAUGAUGGCUGUUGUCAUGUGAAAACCAUUAGUGAAAUCUCUCCACCACCUUCCCUCAUUGUUGCUCGUUGAGUAGUCAUUUUCCAUAAUGUUUUCUGCCCCCCAUGUCCAUAACACCGCAGGCAACGGUAUGUAAAACAGUAUCUUAUGGGUGACUGGAGCCAUACUGACUCUCAUACUGGUACAUGCCACACAGAAAUCAUCUGCUUUUGUAAAUUAAGGCAACGUGUUAAGUUUGCACACCCAAUGCAAGUAUAUACAGUACAACUGUAGUGUGGUGAAGAACAUCUCGCUGUUAGACAAACCACUUUUAGUCAAGCUUUCUCCUCACUUUUUUUUUUGUCAUAAACUCUCUCAAGAGAGAGAGAGAGAGAGGGGGGGGGGUUGAGAUGCAGCAAAUCGCAAUCCAUUGAUUUGCUUUUCUAAUUAAAACUGCCCUUUGAAUGGUUUCCAGCACCACGCAACAAAAGCUGCACUCGGCUCUCAUGACUCACUGUUGGUUAUUUUAAACUCAUGUUAAUGGUAAUUACAGCAUCCACACACUGUCAGUGCAGACACCUCCGACAUACAUUGUUAUUUUCCAGUCAGACUCCAGUUACAUAUGUUAUGUCACUGGCUCCAGAUCAUUUUUAAUCUUUCCGGGCAAAAACAUUUUUUUUUAGUAAUCUUGAUAAAGUUUUGAUAAAUGUGCCAAACUUUCACAACGCAAAAGUUACUAUACUGAGAUUUGAUCCUAUGAUUAUGAUAAUUAAUGGAAGACGAUUUUGUUCACAUCACAUUAUUAUUUUCUGUAUGAUGACAGUAAAGUGUCAUCUUAUACAAGACCGAAUCUAGCAGCAAUGCAGCCAUUCAGUUAAGGCUUGGGGAUGUCAUAACUCUAUAACGCUAAUGUCAGAUGUCUAUGUCUAUGAAAGAUACUUCAAAAUGAUGUGUAAUUUAUAGAUUUUUUUGUUUGGUUUUUGUCGAAAAUGUUGUUUUAUAUCAGUGAUCUUCCCCUCCGUCUGUGAUAUUGUGUUAGACUUGUGCUUUUCUAUAGGCUGAUAUAAAUGUGUCAUUUGUAUUUGAUAGAGAAUAUAUCCUAAUGCAGGUUAGAGUCUGCAAGUGACUGACAGUGUAACAUUUUAAGUCAGAUCGAAUACUUUAAUUGGAUGUUAGGCAGAGACCAGAAAGAAGCAAGAAAAUAUGAAGUCACUAGUGCCAAUUUGUGUCCUCUGCUGUCUCAUUUAUCCACAUUUGUUCGAUAUUCUCAGUUCAGACUGUAUGAUGGUGCACUUUAACUUGUUAAAUAUAGACCUGGAGCGAUCUUUUAAUUUGUGAUUUCUUUACAUAUCAUUGCCAAAAUAGACUGCUUGCAUGCGUGGUAACCAUUCCUGACAAGUGAUUCAAUCUCCAUUCUCUCAGAAGUUUCCCUUAGUUCUCUCUCAUUCCCGCUCAUUGUAAUUGGCACUUGGAACAAGAUCAAAGUUAAAUGGGUAAGAACAACUGCAAUUGUCUCAGGACAUUGUUUUAUCUUUAAGGUAUUAUAAGACUCCAUAGCCCUGCCGCCUUUUUUUUCCUUGAUAUUGUUUUAUUGUCUUAUAAGCAAUUUAUAUUUGUAACAUCUUUAAGUUUAUUUUUAUCUGUGACAAAAAAAAGGUGAAAAUGGUUAUGCACACUGUACCCAAGUAUGUAACAGAAUAUCAUACUAAAUAAUAACCACUUUCUCAAAAAAAGAAAAGAAUUAAGUGUC
Messenger RNA from Rhinichthys klamathensis goyatoka, 6722 nucleotides. RefSeq names its product diaphanous-related formin 2 (gene diaph2). The record is from RefSeq and is a predicted model, not a curated record. The transcript has 32 exons. Gene Ontology annotation, biological process: actin filament polymerization; actin cytoskeleton organization. Lineage: Eukaryota; Metazoa; Chordata; Actinopteri; Cypriniformes; Leuciscidae. Gene Ontology annotation, molecular function: actin binding; small GTPase binding; microtubule binding. Bases 304 to 3789 code for a protein of 1161 amino acids. Gene Ontology annotation, cellular component: cytoplasm; actin filament.